This is a messenger RNA of Leptopilina boulardi, 1738 nucleotides long. RefSeq names its product putative RNA polymerase II subunit B1 CTD phosphatase RPAP2. Gene Ontology annotation, molecular function: RNA polymerase core enzyme binding; RNA polymerase II CTD heptapeptide repeat phosphatase activity. Gene Ontology annotation, cellular component: cytoplasm; nucleus. Lineage: Eukaryota; Metazoa; Arthropoda; Insecta; Hymenoptera; Figitidae. The record is from RefSeq and is a predicted model, not a curated record. The transcript has 6 exons. Bases 136 to 1665 code for a protein of 509 amino acids.
UUCUGGACUCGCCUUAAAGAUAUGGCCACAUGAUUAUAAAAAUAAACAAAAAAACAAAUGUUAUGAAAAUUUGUUUCUGUUUUGAUAAAAAGUCAUUAAGAAGAAGUGAACAAUUAGAAAUAUAAAUAAAUAAAAAUGAAUUCUACAAAUGCAAAUGUAUCAAAUAUUAAAAGGAAAAAAAAAAUGAGUAAAGCCCAGAUGCAACUAGCUAUUAUUAAGAAAAAGGAAUUGGAUGCUAAGGCACAAACAAUAGUGGAAAGAUUACUUGAAUCCGACGUUAAUUCUGAAUGGCUACUAGAAAAUUUAAUCCAUAUAAAUAAAUGUCAUAUGGAGGACGUUAUUGAAGAAAGAGCGAUAGAGAAGAUGUGUGGUUAUGCUCUUUGUAAAAAUUUAUUGACUAAAGUAAUAUCUCAACGUUAUCAUAUAUCAACAUCAAGAAAUAAAGUUUACGAUGUUAGACGACGAAAAAAUUUUUGCAGUUCAUUUUGUUAUGGUGCGGCAAAUUAUUUAUUGGAGCAAAUGUUAUCAAGUCCUCUAUGGUUAAGAGAAAAUGAAAAAUCCCCCAAGUUUCGAUUAUUACCUGAAAAUGAACAAAAUAAUAGUCCGGGCGAAGAAGUUAUUUAUAAAAAUUCAAUUGAUCCACAUGAAUCUGUUCAACAUGUAGAAGAUGAUUUUACGGGAGAAACCAUUGAUAAAAUUAGCACUGAAUUACCUGAAAAAGGUAAAACGAAAUGCGUUACUUUUCAAUUACCAAACGUGGAGAAAGAUAAUGAAGUUACUUCUCAAAACCAAAAUAAAACAUGUGUAACGUCUAUUCUUGUUGAAGAUAUAGUGGAAAAUGAUAAAUUAACAGUUUCGUCUGAUACAUUAAAAAUGAAUCAAAGAAAAGAGUCAGUUUUUCAGAAAGAAAGAAAAUUAUCAAAAAAAUGUUAUAAUAAUGCUGAUACUAUUGGCUCAUUAGUUAAACGAAUUGAAAGUGUUUUUAAAGAAUGGAUUACAGAAGAUACACUUCGAUUGCUUUUUGGAAAAGAAAUUGAUAAACAAGAAAUUUUUAAAAAUUUAGAAAAACAUGAAAAAUAUAUUACACUUUGUCAAAAGCUGAAUGAACUCCAGUUCAAUAGGGAAAUCAAGCAGACGGAAAUUAUGGAUAAUAUUAGUUUUAAAACCGUUCCAGAUUAUUCAGUUCUACAAGAAGAAGGAAAAAAGUUGCAAUUAAAGGUACGAGCAUAUUUAAAAGGUACUAUAAUUGAAGAUGAUCAAAAUGUGAGUAAUGUUAAUCAAUCUGAAGAAGAGCUUUCCGUUGCUCCUUUGGUUGAUUCUCAAGCUCCAAAUGCCGUACGGCGUAGAAUUUUUAUAGAUAAAUUAAAUAGUAUAUUGCAAGAUCUACUUCAAUGUGCACCAACUUUAUACGCUCACAGCAAAGAAAGAGUUAAAAUGAUAAAAGCAAUAGUAAGCACAUUUGCUUUAACGGCUGAAAAUAUAGUUUUUAAGUCUGUUGAGUGGAAUCUUGUCGGUCUCAUUACUAUCAAAAUGUUAAGUUUAAUUGAUUCGCAGCUGAACAAUUUGAUAAACGCUAAGGAUUCUUCACGGUAUAUUUCAAUGAUAUUGAUGUCUUAUCAAUUAAAUUCAGAUUACCUGGACACAUUCGUAAGUAGUUUAAGAUAAAAAAAAAAAAAAAGAAUUAACAGAAUUAUAUUAACAGUGAAUUUAUAUUAGCAAAUAAAAAAUAUUUUUCAAA